This is a messenger RNA of Clarias gariepinus (North African catfish), 3114 nucleotides long. It is a transcript of the gene lims1, whose product is annotated as LIM and senescent cell antigen-like domains 1. The record is from RefSeq and is a predicted model, not a curated record. The transcript is spliced from 10 exons. Gene Ontology annotation, biological process: positive regulation of integrin-mediated signaling pathway; cell-cell adhesion; positive regulation of substrate adhesion-dependent cell spreading. NCBI's taxonomy places the organism in Eukaryota, Metazoa, Chordata, Actinopteri, Siluriformes, Clariidae. Gene Ontology annotation, cellular component: cytoplasm; cell-cell junction; focal adhesion. Bases 157 to 1170 code for a protein of 337 amino acids.
AGCAGAAGGGUGGGGUGAGAGAGAAUCCAGCGCCCGGGGCGAAGCGGAGGGAGAGGAACAGAAACACCGCGUUUAGCUGAAAUAUUUCAUUUAAAGCUGGUGUAAAGUCGUCGACUCUCUUGAAGUUGUUUUCCUGGAUUAGCUGUGUAGUAGGGGAUGCUGGGUGUGUCAGAAAUGACGGGCAGCAGCAAUAUGGCCAAUGCCCUGGCGAACGCCGCGUGUGAGCGCUGUAAGAGCGGCUUCGCCCCAGCAGAAAAGAUCGUCAACAGUAACGGCGAGCUGUACCACGAGCAGUGCUUCGUCUGCGCCCAGUGCUUCCAGCAGUUUCCAGAGGGACUCUUCUACGAGUUCGAAGGCAGGAAGUACUGCGAGCACGAUUUCCAAAUGUUGUUUGCCCCUUGCUGUCACCAGUGUGGGGAGUUCAUCAUUGGCCGUGUGAUCAAAGCCAUGAACAACAGCUGGCACCCGGACUGCUUCUGCUGUGACAUUUGUCAGGCCGUGUUAGCUGAUGUCGGAUUUGUCAAAAAUGCUGGCCGCCACCUGUGUCGCCCGUGUCAUAACCGUGAGAAGGCUCGCGGUCUUGGGAAGUACAUUUGUCAGAAGUGCCACGCCAUCAUUGAUGAGCAACCGCUCAUCUUUAAGAACGACCCCUACCAUCCGGAUCACUUUAACUGCAGCAACUGCGGUAAAGAGUUGACUGCUGAUGCUCGGGAGCUGAAAGGAGAGCUGUACUGUCUCCCAUGCCAUGAUAAAAUGGGAGUGCCGAUCUGUGGAGCCUGCAGGAGGCCCAUCGAAGGCCGCGUAGUCAACGCCAUGGGCAAGCAGUGGCACGUUGAGCAUUUUGUGUGUGCUAAAUGUGAGAAACCCUUCCUGGGUCAUCGCCAUUAUGAAAGAAAGGGGCUGGCGUACUGCGAGACUCACUACAACCAGCUUUUCGGUGACGUGUGCUACCACUGCAACCGAGUGAUCGAAGGAGACGUUGUUUCAGCUCUGAAUAAAGCCUGGUGUGUCAACUGCUUCUCCUGUUCUACAUGCAACACCAAGCUCACGCUCAAGAACAAGUUUGUGGAGUUUGACAUGAAGCCCGUGUGUAAGAAGUGCUAUGAGAAAUUUCCCCUGGAGCUUAAGAAGCGGCUGAAGAAGCUGGCUGAAACCGUGGCCCGCAAAUAGGCUUGUACACCCACAGGGGGCGCCACAGUGAACUCACCUGUGCUUAAAGGAAUGGAGACCAUGCAUUUCUAUAGCAUUAAUAUCCUUUUGCAUUGCUUCUCACUGGUGUUAGUUCAGUAUUACUUUUAGAUUUGAGGAAAGCCUACAGGAAUGAGUUUCGCUCCGUACGUCUAAUCAGACUGCCUCUUCAUAUAUUAUAAGUCGGGAACCACAAGGCUUUCUGUUUGUUGGAAAUGUAUAUGAAAAAUGUUUAUUCAGUAUAUGCAGUAAGAAGCUUGACUAUGUAUUAAUUGACAUGCUAUAUUGCCUUAAUGCUUUGAAUAACAGGAUACACUGCUUUAUUGCCAAAGCUGUUUGCCUUUAUCUAAUCACGUUUUGUACCGAUAAAGGUCAUACAAAAAAAUGUUUAGACAUUUUACUUUAAAUUAUCUUAUGUAUGCAGUACUGUAUAAGUCUUGAGCACUCUUAAUUUCUUCAUAUUAAAUUAAAUCCUGCUGAUAAAAUUAAAGACAUUUUAACACGUUUUACUGUGACAGGCUGCAAAAGUGCCUACAGAUUUAAUAAUUGAUUUAUAAUAAUUUAUGUAACAACCUCAGCAGCAACCUCAUUUCCCCUCUUAUCUGUUACAACCAACCAGUUAUGUGGUGAUAACUAAUGACUAGCUCGAUCAUCUGGAUGAUGAUCCGCAUCUUUUUCUCACUGCCUUAAGUCAGAUGUGUUUUAAUGCUUAAAUGAUUUAUAGAUCACUUACCAAAAAAAAAAAAACAUUCCUCUAAAAAUGAAAGCCAAUAAGUCCUUCAUGCAGCCUGGAGAACUAAUUCCUCAAGACUCAAUAAAAAACACAAAGUCUGGUUCUUUGGAAGAAAAAUAUGAAGAAUUGUGGGUGUCAAGACUCUUACGCUCUUAAUCACAUGAUAUCAUGCUCAUGUGUGCUUAUCAUUUCAGGAUUUAUUAUUAUUAUUAUCAUUAAUAGUAGUAGUAGGAUCAGGCAUGAUGUACUGUAGUAAGAGUGAUUUAAAAGUGUUCUUUGAAAAAAGUCUUAACAGAUUUUAAGUUGUAAUAUCUUAAAUAUGCAAAAUGUUUUGAACUGAUCACGAGAUGCAAGUCAUCUUUAAAAAAAUCAUCUAAAAAUCCUAUGUCUGUAUAACCUGAUAACGGGCCGUGGGUUAGAAAAAAGUAUUCCCAUUUCUGUUUCAGGAAUGAAAAUUGCAUGUGUUUAAUAUAUAUCAACAUGCUAGAUCAACCUUUUUUUCCCCCUCACAUAAACAAAACAAACCCACAGCACAGUUCAUUAAAAUUUGUCCACAUGGACAUGCAUGACUACCAUGGUUUUAUGAUGACAUGUAUGCACCAAGAGGUUUAAUAUUCUAGCAGCUUUAAGAGCACCAGCUCACCUAGGAUGGUUGUUUUUAAAAGAUCUUCAAACUGCACGAAAAUGUCUUUCCUAAGUCAACCAGGUUGUGACCUUUGAGGUUUUAUGCUUUUCUUGAAAGUUUUUUUUUUUUUUUCCAAGACUUCUAGCUGUUUGUUCACUCUCAGAUUUAAAAUCAGAAGCUUCUCUCCUCAAGAAAGGAAAAAAAAGCUCAAGAUUAAUUCCUACAUAUAGCAGGAGGAAUAAUGGCAAUUAUUUUAGGUGCAUACAUUUUUUAUCACAAAACUGUGUGUCUCGCUACUUCCUGCAUGUCAAACAUGUCAACCUCAUGUCAAAGGUUUCAGCAACACUUAGGAGACUUAUCCCAGCUCUCCUUUAUUUUUAAAUAUAUAUAUUGUACUGUAGAUUAUGUUCUGAAUAAUUCUGUCCAGUUUGACAUUUAAGAUUUACACAGAAUCAAAGUAUUUACAUCUGAGAACAUUAUAUGUAACUAUUGUAAUCAUGCUGUACCAUUUCACUGUAUCUCUCAUAUGCCUUAAACGUAUGCAAAUAAAAUAUGCACUCAUGAUUUA